Molecule: messenger RNA, 951 nt
Organism: Myripristis murdjan (pinecone soldierfish)
Lineage: Eukaryota; Metazoa; Chordata; Actinopteri; Holocentriformes; Holocentridae
Gene: hce2l2
Product: high choriolytic enzyme 2-like 2
Exons: 9
Coding region: 9-860 (283 amino acids)
Biological process (GO): proteolysis
Molecular function (GO): zinc ion binding; metalloendopeptidase activity
Source: RefSeq, a predicted model, not a curated record
UCACAACGAUGGAGCGGAUUAUCCUGUUGUACAUGGUUGUUUCCACCUGCAUCUGGGCCAUACACGCUCAGAAAUCUGCGAUCAACACAAAAAGGAGUCCCAGGAGCUUUCAAGAUGAUCGUGCUGAGGAAAGUGAUGGGACUGCAAUGGAUGAUAUCAUUAAAGCUAAUGAAUUACAAGCUUCCCGGAUCAUAGAUGGGACCGCCAGUCUGAGGGAGGGAGACAUUGCUGUUUCAUCCGGAAGGCGCUCAAAAGUCUGCUUUGCACGGAGCUGCCUGUGGCCUAAGUCAGUGGAUGGACAUGUCUAUGUUGCAUACAGGGUCUCACCUGAGUACACUGAACUGGAGAGGAAAGUGAUAAAGAAAGGGAUGGAGAAUGUAGAGAAAGGUACCUGUGUGCGGUUUGUUCCCCGGACUCACCAGCGAGACUACAUCGACAUCCAGCCAAAGUCAGGGUGUUGGUCCUACCUUGGUGCGCGUGGUGGAAAACAGACCAUAUCCCUGCAGUCCCCUGACUGUGUCCGAGUUGGAGUGACUUCUCAUGAGCUCAUGCAUGCUCUGGGCUUUGUGCACGAGCAGUCCCGCGCUGACCGGGACAGCUAUGUCACCAUCAUGUGGUCAAACAUUUGGAGAGAUCGUUUGAGGAACUUUGAGAAAUUCAAGACCGACAAUCUGGAUCUGCCUUACGACUAUGGCUCCAUCAUGCACUUUGGAUCGUAUGCCUACUCUGAGGACGGACAGCCAACCAUUGUUGCUAAGAACAACAGAGACAUCAGGCUGGGCCAAGCAACUACUCCCAGCCAUAUUGACAAACUGAAAAUCAACAGGCUUUAUAAGUGUGCUGAAAAGGAUGAAUACUGAGCAACAUGAACUGAAACAGGAGCUUCCAAAAAAUACAAUAAACUGUUGUCUAAUCAUGGAAAUACAUUCAAUAAAGAUUCAUUCAAGCUUU